This is a messenger RNA of Haliotis rufescens (red abalone), 12966 nucleotides long. Its product is annotated as xylosyltransferase oxt-like. Gene Ontology annotation, molecular function: protein xylosyltransferase activity. Gene Ontology annotation, cellular component: membrane. The transcript has 12 exons. The record is from RefSeq and is a predicted model, not a curated record. NCBI's taxonomy places the organism in Eukaryota, Metazoa, Mollusca, Gastropoda, Lepetellida, Haliotidae. Gene Ontology annotation, biological process: heparan sulfate proteoglycan biosynthetic process; chondroitin sulfate proteoglycan biosynthetic process. The coding region runs from base 1 to 2838 and encodes 945 amino acids.
AUGAACGCUGCGUCGUCUGCUAGGAGACAGUACAAGUUAUCUCCCGUGCCAAGCUCUCCUGGCGUGGAGUUAGAGAAGCGGCUCCGCAGAGUGAUGGCCGCUUCCAGGAUUGCCUCGUCGCGGAGGCUGUGUGUGAGGUAUCAAUUCUUCUUCUACAUCGCGAUUCUCAUGUUAGGACUUCAACUGUUUCUCGGUUACAGUUUUUACAGCAGCAUUAACAUCAAAGAUGCCGACCAAUUCGAUAGAAGUGAUCCCGGGGACCGACCACCACGAAAACUUUCGUUUGACAUCCGUCAAGAUUCACAAGCAGAUUCACAUGGAAAACAACCGGAGCACCGACCACACCCAGACCAGGACAAGAUGGUCAGUGAAAAUGGAGGGAAGGGCCCGCCAGACAAGGGGCAGAUGUUCCCAAACCUCGCUCUUCCAUCAACUUACAAACCAAAGUGUGAAAUCCUUGCAAAGGAAGCCCUGUCUGCGAUCAACCGAGCUACAACAACCAUGUGUCGUCAGCAGAUAGCAGACAUCUCGUGUCUGACAAGGGAGGGGAAGAUGUAUGCUGACACACUGCCCAGGCUGUGUCCACUCAAAGGGAAUGAUACUGGAACCUACUUCGGGUGUUUCAAGGACAACCUGAACGACCGAGACCUGACAGGCACGUACAAGGAGUUGAAUGAUAACACCCCCCAGAACUGCAUGAACUACUGUCUGAAGGCAGGAUUUCGUUACGCCGGGGUACAAUACAGCAAGGAGUGCUGGUGCGGAGACAGUUACGGCAAACACGGACACAGCCCGGAGAGUCUAUGUGAAGGGAAGUGCUCGGGCGACGCCUCACAGAGGUGCGGUGGCUACCUGACCAGCAAGAUCUACAGCACCGGUGUUGGAGAGAAGAAACGUUACCAGGCUCCCCUGGUGCGAGCAGGAAGUAACGAAGCCGACAGCACCGUGAGAAUCGUGUUUGUUCUGACUCUGAAUGGGCGGCAGGUGCGACAGGUGGUGCGCCUUCUCCGCAACAUCUACCAUCCCCAACACUACUACUUCCUGCACAUAGACAAGCGGCAGGAGUUUAUGUAUCGAGAGUUACUUCCCCUGGAGAAGUUGCUGCCCAACAUCUUGGUGACCAAGACGAGGUUCUCUACAAUCUGGGGCGGAGCCAGUCUCCUGCAGGCUCACCUGCACUUCAUGCGGCAGCUACUGGACACCGCCUGGGCCUGGGACUACUACAUUAACCUCAGUGAGAGCGACUACCCCAUCAAACCAGUGAAAGACCUGACUGCCUUUCUGUCUCUCUACAAGACAUACAACUUCCUCAAGUCUCACGGCCGGGACACACCCAGAUUCAUACAGAAGCAGGGGUUGGACCAGACCUUCUAUGAGUGUGACAACCACCUGUGGCGUAUAGGGCCCCGGAAACUGCCGGGUGGGAUCAGGGUGGAUGGCGGCAGUGACUGGGUGUGCUUGUACCGGGAGUAUGUCCAGUAUCUGGUCAGCACAGAGGACGAGUUGGUCACAGGCCUCAAACAGCUGUACAAAUACACCCUUCUCCCAGCCGAGUCGUUCUUCCACACGGUGCUUGUGAACAGCGCCUUCUGCACCAAGGCGGUGGACAACAACCUCCACCUCACCAACUGGCGCCGCAAGCAAGGCUGCAAGUGUCAGUACAAACACAUCGUUGACUGGUGCGGCUGCUCCCCCAACGACUUCAAGAUCUCCGACCUGGACAGACUCAUGAACUAUGAGCAAAAACCAAUUUUCUUUGCAAGGAAAUUUGAACCUAUAGUGAACCAAGAGAUCAUCAAUAGUGUAGACGUUUAUUUAUUUGGUAAUUUCCAACAAGACAUGACUGGCCUAACCAGCUACUGGCAAAAUGAAUACCACCAUCUGGACAAGAUGGCCAAGGUCAAGGAUGCCUACCCAACGUUCUACCAGUCGUUUAUCAGGCUGGGAGUGGCAGAACUGUCACGGCAGUCUGUGUCAUGUACAUAUCGACCUAUCAAAACACUCGAGGCAAAUGUGUUCUACGAGGCUGACCACUUCCAUGGAAUUCUGGUCCUCCACGAAGUAGAGGAGGUUGCUACAGGCAACAUCAUCACCAUGGAAACACAUAUGCAUCCUAAACACCACUAUUCCAUCCUCCAACCAAAGACAAUCAUAGGAAGACUCCAAACACUGGAGGUGGGAACAGAUUUUGAUCCCAAAGAACUGUUAUUCCGAAAUUACGGAAAACUUAUUGGCCCAUAUGAUGACGUGGUGUUGCGUCAUGUGUGGGGAACGGGAAUCGAGUUUGUGAUCUCUGUGGCGUGGAUUGACCCCAUCAAUGUGAUAGCAGCAUCAUAUGAUGUGAAGGUUCUCAGUAGCGGACACACCGGGUCUCACAAACCUCAGCUGAACAGGCCGCUGCGGCCCGGGAUCUGGCAGGUGAAGCUGAUGUACAACCUGCAGAUUCUGGCCGAAACCUCCUUCCUCGUCACCCCCCUCACUGUAUACGACAGCCGCCCAAUCUCCGCCACAGAGAUUUACAGGGCUCACAGUGGACCACAAGGCUUCUACGCUUCCAAAGACUUCGCAGAAUUCCGUGAUGUGUUGAACGUUCCUAAGAACGCCGACCUGGAAACACAGGCAGCGGUGAACGCUAAGAAGGUGGGGAAGGACUUGGAAAACUGGGUGGACAGUUUAGUGCCUUUGUUUUGGCAGGUUCAGAGGUCGUGUACGAUAGAGGAUCUGUCUAACACCUGCCUUGUGUUAGAACAGUGCAAGAAGACAUCGUGGAGUUCAAGGUCACCUGAUCCUAAGUCAGACCUUUCAAGUGUUGGUGCCAAGUUUGCUCCUGUCAGAUAACAGUAGGGGUACUUAGGAAGUUACAUCAACUAGCAAACUUUAUCCAUCGAAUAAAUUCUACACUAACAGUCCCAAUGAUGUCAGUGACCGAUGCAUUAUGAUUCCAUCGUGGAGGGGUGGUGAUGAGCCUAGUGGGGGUGUCACUCACCCACUCACUCACUCACUCACUCACUCACUCUGUUGUCUGUUUUUAACUAUGUGCAUUAUUUGAUAAGUAUCACACAGAAAAAAUUCUACUAAGGCUAAGAAAAUGUUUAUGAUUUUAUUAUCAAAUGAAAAUAUUUGAUUUCUGAAUUGGCGCUGAUGAAAGAUUGUGCCAAACAACGCAGAUGUCUCUUUUAUUCUUUGUUUAUUUUAAAGAUUUGUUUUACUAAUUUAGGAAAGUACUCUUUAUUUAGUGCCAAAGUAAUGUCUUGUACUUACUUCACGUGGGUCGCUUUGUUAUCCAUAUGUUCUUUCCAUGCGUCACAGACCAAGUAUUUCUCUCCUGGAGCCUUCACAAAAGGCCAAAAACAACAAAAUGCUGGUUUUGACUGGAAAUUUCCUGCAAUCCAACAUCUUUAUAGGUUUUUUUAUAUGCUUUAUUUCCAAAUGUUUGUGCGUAUAAUGAGCAGAAUCUGUUGUGAUCCGUGCAUCUCUGUUACUGACUGGCUUCACCUUACAGAAGUCAACCUUACAGCCAUAAUGAACUUUACAUUUGGUUUACGUUCACAUUGAUUUGUAAGGAAACAUGUCAGCCUAGAAUCCUCCUCACAAAGCCCGAGGUUGGUCUCCAGCUUCCAUCACUGUACUUGAGAUGACAGUGCGAGAUGAGCUGGAGGUGCAGGUUUUCUGGGACAGCAGCAGGAGAGAUGUAGACAUGUCUUGUCAGGGUUGACGAUUCCUGGAAAAUAUCACUUCAAAAACAUUUUUUAACAAAUUUUAACAUGUUUUACAAAAUAUGUUUUCAUUCAAACACAUCAUAGUAUGUUUAAUUAUUUCCUUGUUACUCUUGCAAUAUUUAUGGCAAUCAAAAAAUAAGUUUGCUGACCAAGAUGAGUAAAACUGUCUUGAUUACUGACAUAUAUCACCAUGGUUACUGCUGGAAUAUUGACGGACAGAUAUCACCAUGGUUACAACUGACAAAUUGACUGACAGAUAUCACCAUGGUUACAAUUGACCAAGUGACUGACAUAUAUCACCAUGGUUACUGCUGACAUAUUGACUGAUGGAUAUAUCACCAUGGUUACUGCCGACAUGUUGAAUGACAGAUAUCACCAUGGUUACUGCUAACAUAUUGACUGAUAGAUAUGACCAUGGUUAUUGCCGACAUAUUGACUGACAGAUAUCACCAUGGCUACAACUGAUACAUAUCACAUAUUGUAGUCACAUGAAUGUUUGUGCAGUGUGCAGUCUGUAUGUGUGUUCGUGGUACAGUGGGUGACAACUGUUUAGCGUCCACAUGUAUGUGAACAGUCUCUUGAUCAGUGUCUGUAAAUAUUCUUGUAGCCAUAUUGUAUCACUGAUAAGUUGAUGCACUUUUGUUGCUCUCUAUGAUUUAAUUAGGAGUUAAAUGACCUUGUGUACACAUCUGUCUGUACCUUACAUGCUGUCUGUACCUGUACACAUUGUCUGUACCUGUACAUGCUGUCUGUACCUGUACACGCUGUCUGUACCUGUACACGCUGUAUGUACCUGUACACGCUGUCUGUACCUGUACACACUGUCUGUACCUGUACACGCUGUCUGUAUGUACACACUGUCUGUACCUGUACACGCUGUCUGUAUGUACAUGCUGUCUUUACCUGUACACGCUGUCUGUACCUGUACACGCUGUAUGUACCUGUACACGCUGUCUGUACCUGUACACACUGUCUGUACCUGUACACGCUGUCUGUACCUGUACACGCUGUCUGUACCUGUACACGCUGUCUGUACUUGUACACGCUGUCUGUACCUGUACACGCUGUCUGUACCUGUACACGCUGUCUGUAUGUACACGCUGUCUGUACCUGUACACGCUGUCUGUAUGUACAUGCUGUCUGUACCUGUACACGCUGUCUGUACCUGUACACGCUGUCUGUACCUGUACACGCUGUCUGUACUUGUACAUGCUGUCUGUACCUGUACACGCUGUCUGUAUGUACACGCUGUCUGUACCUGUACACGCUGUCUGUAUGUACACGCUGUCUGUACCUGUACACGCUGUCUGUAUGUGUAGGUGUCCCUCCUUUCUCCACUGCCCCAAGUGCCUCUCUACUAUGUGAAUUGGUUGUCGUAAAUAGCAUUUCUUCCAACAGCAAAAUUAGGAAAGUAAUGUGAUUUGUGUUUGAACAAUAGCCCUCGUCCCAUUGACAUGUGGUUGGUAGGAUUAUCAGUGGAGUAGAAAUUCUGUAGAUAGCACAACUUACUUACGAUACACGGUUUUGGAAUAUACUAUCGAAGAACUUCCACACUGACAUAUCUACGUCAACCAAUUCUUGCUCUGAAGUGCCCUCUGUGUAUUAACUGAUAAGUAUAUGUAUGUGGUCGACGGCCCUUCUGUCCCUGGUGAUUUCUUCACUGUUAGCUGUAUCAGGGUCGCAAUGUGCGGCCAACUCCUAUAGUCAGUGCGAGUCACAGCCUGACAUGCCACAAUAUUCGGUCAGCUCCUGUGGUCAACUCAAGUCUCAUGUCAGUAUGUCAGGUCAGCCCCUGUGGUCAACUGGAGUCACAUGUCAUGUCUGGUCAGCUCCUGUGGUCAACUGGAGUCACAUGUCAUGAUGUCUGGUCAGCUCCUGUGGUCAACUGGAGUAACAUGUCAUGAUGUCUUGUCAGCUCCUGUGGUCAACUGGAGUCACAUGUCAUGAUGUCCGGUCAGCUCCUGUGGUCAACUGGAGUCACAUGUCACGAUGUCUGGUCAGCUCCUGUGGUCAACUCAAGUUUCCCUUCCGUUCCCUUUGCGUGAUAUUCUGUCUGCUGUUCUGUGUUUGAAACCAGUUUCAAUGAUGAAGCAUCAGACAUUAGAGUGCUUGAUAUGCAUGUGUCUCUCCACUGCAUUGGUGUUCAGCUGUGGCUGGUGUUCACUAGACAUGGUGUUCAGCUGUGGCUGGUGUUCACUGGAGAUGAUGUUCAGCUGUGGCUGGUGUUCACUGGACAUAGUGUUCAGUGGACAUGGUGUUCAGCUGUGGCUGGUGUUCACUGGACAUGGUGUUCAGCUGUGGUUGGUGUUCAGCUGUGGCUGGUGUUCAGUGGACAUGGUGUUCAGCUGUGGUUGGUGUUCACUGGAGAUGAUGUUCAGCUGUGGCUGGUGUUCACUGGACAUAGUGUUCAGUGGACAUGGUGUUCAGCUGUGGCUGGUGUUCACUGGACAUGGUGUUCAGCUGUGGUUGGUGUUCAGCUGUGGCUGGUGUUCACUGGACAUGGUGUUCAGCUGUGGUUGGUGUUCAGCUGUGGCUGGUGUUCACUGGACAUAGUGUUCAGCUGUUGUUGGUGUUCAGCUGUGGCUGGUGUUCACUGGACAUGGUGUUCAGCUGUGGUUGGUGUUCAGCUGUGGCUGGUGUUCAGCUGUGGCUGGUGUUCACUGGACAUGGUGUUCAGCUGUGGCUGGUGUUCACUGGACAUGGUGUUCAGCUGUGGCCGGUGUUCAGUUGACAUGGUGUUCAGCUGUGGUUGGUGUUCAGCUGUGGCUGGUGUUCACUGGACAUGGUGUUCAGCUGUUGGUGUUCACUGGACAUGGUGUUCAGCUUUGGCUGGUGUUCACUAGACAUGGUGUUCAGCUGUGGCUGGUGUUCACUGGACAUGGUGUUCAGCUGUGGCUUGUGUUCACUGGACAUGGUGUUCAGCUGUGGCUGGUGUUCACUGGACAUGAUGUUCAGCUGUGGCUGGUGUUCACUGGACAUGAUGUUCAGCUGUGGCUGGUGUUCACUGGACAUGAUGUUCAGCUGUGGCUGGUGUUCACUGGACAUGGUGUUUCAGCUGUGGCUGGUGUUCACUGGACAUGGUGUUCAGCUGUGGUUGGUGUUCAGCUGUUGCUGGUGUUCACUGGACAUGGUGUUCAGCUGUGGUUGGUGUUCACUGGACAUGGUGUUCAGCUGUGGCUGGUGUUCACUGGACAUGAUGUUCAGCUGUGGCUGGUGUUCACUGGACAUGAUGUUCAGCUGUGGCUGGUGUUCACUGGACAUGGUGUUUCAGCUGUGGCUGGUGUUCACUGGACAUGGUGUUCAGCUGUGGUUGGUGUUCAGCUGUUGCUGGUGUUCACUGGACAUGGUGUUCAGCUGUGGCUGGUGUUCACUGGACAUGGUGUUCAGCUGUGGCUGGUGUUCACUGGACAUGGUUCACAAGUCAUGUUAGCUUCAAGUGUUCAGUAAUACUCAAAGAAAGGUAGUUUUAAUACAUAGCAAUUGUUUUAGCCAUGAUUACUUUUUGGAUCUGAAAAUUAUUAUUAUUAUAUAUAUGUUUCGUUUCAAUGGGUAUUCCUGCCAUCUUUGUGAAUAUUGGAAAAUAGGAACGUUUCAGUGAAGAAGCUGUGAUAAAUGUAACACAAUGUUUUGAUCUUGUUUUAUGCUUGUCUAUGUCUGUCAUGAGGGAGAAAUCUUUGCUCUUGUCUGUCUUUAUAUUGACAGGGAAGCCAUUCGCAGACUGUUUUAUAUUUCAGCAUUUUACAAAUCACUUGGGUUUCACAGUGUCUUUCAGGUCGCCCAUUUGCUGGAUUUAGUCAGGGGUCAGAGGUCAAUAUGUUUACUUCUGUUUCAGCGUUUGAUGUUUAACAGAAGUAUUUAUUGGUUCUAAAAUCUUCAUGUUUAAGCAUAAGUUUCAACUUAUUGUCAUUGAAUAGCAAACUAUUAAUAAAAAAGUUGCUAAUUAUUUUAAUGUUAUUAGAAUCAUUUACCAUUUGUAUUUCUAGCUUGGACUGAGCAGAACAAUCAAGUCAUGUCAUCUUGAAAUGGUCACGAACAAAUCAGUGUCAUAUCACGGAUGAGACGUUUCUGUGGAUCCGCCAAAUUCCAAGGGUUUCAUUACAUCAAGGGUCACUUUUGUGAUGCAUGCCUUUACGAAAUACGCAUAUAUCAUAUAGUUCUCAAGAUCCCUGGCUGACUUUCAGUGUUCUGUAUAAAAUCUUUCUCAUCACUGUUGUAUUGUAUGUGGGGGUCACGGUGUCCGUCAGGUGACAUUGAAAACAAGCUUGACACUUGACUGUGAUUGUAUAUGCAAGAGGAGAAGGCAAGGUUUUCCGUUCCAUGUGGGGAUAUCCACUUCAAGAUAGGACCAGUUGAAAAAUGUAAACAAUCUCAGUGGUCACAUUGAGAUUGACAAUACUGGCUUCAUGAGUUAUUGCCAUAGCGUCACUGUAUGCAUAUCCUACUGUAUUAAUCUCUUCGUCAAAAUAUGACAAACAUUCUGCAUGAUAAACUCUAAACAUUGGAGAAGAUACGUGGUGAAUCCACAACGCAGGAGAACUAGUUAGGUGAACACUGAACAUAGGUGAUCUAGUUAGGUGAACACUGAACAUAGGUGAUCUAGUUAGGUGAAAACUGAACAUAGGUGAUCUAGUUAGGUGAACACUGAACAUAGGUGAUCUAGUUAGGUGAACACUGAACAUAGGUGAUCUAGUUAGGUGAACACUGAACAUAGGUGAUCUAGUUAGGUGAACACUGAACAUAGGUGAUCUAGUUAGGUGAACACUUUACAUAGAUCUAGUUAGGAGAGAUACAGAAAUCAGAUAUGCUGCUCCAAAUGAUUCGCUCGUUCAUAUCGACAACAUAAAACCAUCUCUGCAGAUUUUCUGAUUAGACAUUUCAUCUCACGCGACUUCCAGGGGAGAGUUUGUUAGAGUCCGGAAGUCGGAGUAAAGGAUCUGAUGUUAAUGAGAUUGCCUGUUGUGAAUGUUUUGGGGAAGGAAAAGUUGUUUCUUGUGUAGUGAAACUAUGAUUUCAUUAUAUGACUGUUUUUGACAACAAAAUACAGCCCAUCACCAUGGUGUACAAGGAUAAACAAAGACUUGAUGGUUUCAUGUGCAGUGUAGGAUGGAAGAGUUUAUGGAGAUAGGUAUUAAAUGUGAAGGUCACCAUCAGACAAUGAAUUCUUUUACAAAGUUUAAUUCUUCAACCUAACUCAGUAGGAAUCUUGUCCAGAUGAAAGCAUGUGAUGCUAGCUUCUCACUUUGGCCCAGAAUAUCUGAUGUCUGAAAUGUUUUCUUUGUGACCUUGAGGGAGGAAGGUCAUCUGGGGUCAAGUGUGUAACUUCCUUGAGUGGCUGCUGAUGGGGAAGGUAAUAGUGUACAUUGGACACAGUUGAGAUACAUAUUUCCACAAACUACGGCCUUUAGUUAUUUGGUUCAUGUAUUUGUGUUUCUGGUGAAAAUUACCCUCGUAUCUCUGAUGAAUGCUUUUGUGUAGAGGUCAUUAUUAUCUCUGGGAUCUUGUGGGUGAACAUGAAGUGUGUGCCAGUGGCACCUCAUACUAAACAAUUGAGCAGCAGAAUGCAGUGGUUCUGUGUGGGAUCUGGCUUCUGUAAGUGAAUCUGGCUUCUGAAUGGGAAUCUGGCUUCUGUAAGUGAAUCUGGCUUCUGUAUGGGGAUCUGGCUUCUGUAUGGGAAUCUGGCUUCUGUAUGGGAAUCUGGCUUCUGCAUGGUAUUUGGCUUCUGUAUGGAAUCUGGCUUCUGUAUGGAAUCUGGCUUCUGUAUGGAAUCUGGCUUCUGCAUGGAAUCUGGCUUCUGCAUGGUAUUUGGCUUCUGUAUGGAAUCUGGCUUCUGCAUGGUAUUUGGCUUCUGUAUGGAAUCUGGCUUCUGCAUGGAAUCUGGCUUCUGCAUGGAAUCUGGCUUCUGUAUGGAAUCUGGCUUCUAUGUGGGGAUCUGGCUUCUGUAUGGAAUCUGGCUUCUGCAUGGAAUCUGGCUUCUGCAUGGAAUCUGGCUUCUGCAUGGAAUCUGGCUUCUGUAUGGAAUCUGGCUUCUGCAUGGAAUCUGGCUUCUGUAUGGAAUCUGGCUUCUGUAUGGAAUCUGGCUUCUGUGUGGGAAUCUGGCUUCUGCAUGGAAUCUGGCUUCUGCAUGGAAUCUGGCUUCUGUAUGGAAUCUGGCUUCUGUGUGGGGAUCUGGCUACUGUGUUGGGAUCUGGCUUCUGUAUUGGAUCUGGAUUCUGUGUUGGAUCUGGCUUCUGUAUGGAAUCUGGCUUCUGUGUGGGGAUCUGGCUUCUGUAUGGGAUCCGGAUUCUGUGAGGGAAUCUGGAUUCUGUGUUGGGAUCUAGCUUGUGUGUGGGAAUCUGGCUGCUGUAUGGGAAUAGGGGAAUCUGACUUCUGUGUGGGAAUCUGGAUUCUGUGUGGGAAUCUGGCUUCUGUGUUGGGGUCUAGCUUGUGUGUGGGAAUCUGGGAAUCUGGCUGCUGUAUGGGAAUAGGGGAAUCUGACUUCUGUGUGGGAAUCUGACCUGUAUGGGAGUUGGGUUCUGUUUAAGGGACUACCCUGCGACAUCAUGUAUCUGUCACAUUCUGUCAGUGAUGCCUCUGAGGUCACCUCUCUGUCUCAACAAUUCAUAGAACAUACAACUUAACGGGUCUUGUAUCAUACUUAGUCCCUUCGCCCGACUCUGUUGUGUGACGUUGCUCCACUGUUUGUUUGACUGCUAGUACUUACACUGCGUGGGUGGAUGUUCUGAGGAUUAAUUGUUUUUCAUAGUGCUUCUGGACUCCCUUGUUUCUUUAUUUAAACUGAAUGAGUAUGAAAGGAGUUGCCAUUGCAGAUGGGUUUACAGUAUUCAUUUAUGUAAUGAAUUUAAGAUAAUCUAUGUCAGUGAUCUAUUGUGUUUUUAUAGGUAUCUGCAGAUUGUACAGUAGAGGAAAGCAGUUGUAAUGUGGGCAUCCAUUAUGCAGAAAUUAUGCACUAAAGUUCAUGUGGAUGUGCUUGUUUACUCUGGAGUAGUUGUGUGUUCCCGAGACAAAGCAUGCCCUGUUAUAUCAGCCCUCGGUUGCCCUUUGCUGUUCAUUCCUGCUGUAAUGUUUUAUCACUUCUUGGAUGCCCUCUGAUGUUCUAUCUCCCCUAGGUUGCCCUCUGAUGUUCUAUUAACCCUAGGUUGCCCUCUGGUGUUCUAUCUCUCCUAGGUUGCCCUCUGAUGUUCUAUCUCCCCUAGGUUGCCCUCUGAUGUUCUAUUAACCCCAGGUUGCCCUCUGGUGUUCUAUCUCCCCUAGGUUGCCCUCUGAUGUUCUAUCUCCCCUAGGUUGCCCUCUGAUGUUCUAUAAACCCUAGGUUGCCCUCUGAUGUUCUAUCUCCCCUAAGUUGCCCUCUGAUGUACUAUCUCCCCUAGGUUGCCCUCUGAUGUUCUAUCACCCUAGGUUGCCCUCUGAUGUUCUAUCUCCCCUAGGUUGCCCUCUGAUGUUCUAUCACCCUAGGUUGCCCUCUGAUGUUCUAUCACCCUAGGUUGCCCAUUGAUGUUCUAUCACCCUAUGUUGCCCUCUGAUGUUCUAGAACUCCUAGGUUGUCCCUGAUGUUCUAUCUCCCCAAGGCUGCUCUCUGAUGUUCUAGAACCUCUAGGUUGCUCUCUGAUGUUCUAGAACCCCUCGGUUGCUCUCGGGGCGGUCGGGUAGCCUAGUUGUUAAAGCGUUCGCUCGUCACGCCGAAGACCCGGGUUCGAUUCCCGACAUGGGUACAAUGUGUGAAGCCCAUUUCUGGUGUCCCCUGCCGUGAUAUUGCUGGAAUAUUGCUAAAAGCGGCGUAAAACCAUACUCACUCACUCACUAGGUUGCUCUCUGAUGUUCUAGAACUCCUAGGUUGUCCCUGAUGUUCUAUCUCCCCAAGGCUGCUCUCUGAUGUUCUAGAACCUCUAGGUUGCUCUCUGAUGUUCUAGAACCUCAAGGCUGCUCUCUGAUGUUCUAGAGCUCCUAGGUUGUCCCUGAUGUUCUAUAUCCCCAAGGCUGCUCUCUGAUGUUCUAGAACCUCUAGGUUGCUCUCUGAUGUUCUAGAACCUCUAGGUUGCUCUCUGAUGUUCUAGAACCUCUAGGCUGCUCUCUGAUGUUCUAGAACUCCUAGGUUGCCCCCUGAUGUUCUAUCUCCCCAAGGCUGCUCUCUGAUGUUCUAGAACCUCUAGGCUGCUCUCUGAUGUUCUAGAACUCCUAGGUUGUCCCUGAUGUUCUAGAACUCCUAGGUUGUCCCUGAUGUUCUAGAACCUCUAGGUUGCCCUCUGAUGUUCUAGAACUCCUACGUUGUCCCUGAUGUUCUAGAACUCCUAGGUUGCCCUCUGAUGUUCUAGAACUCCUAGGUUGUCCCUGAUGUUCUAGAACUCCUACGUUGUCCCUGAUGUUCUAGAACUCCUAGGUUGCCCUCUGAUGUUCUAGAACUCCUAGGUUGUCCCUGAUGUUCUAUCUCCCCAAGGCUGCUCUUUGAUGUUCUAGAACUCCUAGGUUGUCCCUGAUGUUCUAGAACUCCUAGGUUGUCCCUGAUGUUCUAGAACCUCUAGGUUGCCCUCUGAUGUUCUAGAACUCCUAGGUUGUCCCUGAUGUUCUAGAACACCUAGGUUGUCCCUGAUGUUCUAGAACCUCUAGGUUGCCCUCUGAUGUUCUAGAACUCCUAGGUUGUCCCUGAUGUUCUAGAACUCCUAGGUUGUCCCUGAUGUUCUAGAACCUCUAGUUUGCCCUCUGAUGUUCUAGAACCCCUAAGUUGCCCUAUGGUGUUCUAUCACCCAUAGACGAAGAUCCGGGUUAGAAUAGGUCUUCACCAACCAAUGCUUGUCGUAAGAGGCGACUAACAGGAACGAGUGGUCAGGCUUCCUGACUUGGUUGAUGCAUGGCAUCAUAUCCAAAUUGCAUAGAUUGAUGCUCAUGAUGUCAAUCCCUGGAUUGUCUGGUCGAUUAUUGACAGUCUGCCGUUAUAUAGCUGAAAUAUUGCUGAGUGUGGCAUUGAACAACGAAACAGCAAAUGAACAAACAAACUAUCACCCCUAGGUUGCCCUCUGGUGUUCUAUGACCUCUGGGAAGCCCAAUGAUGUUUUGUGACCCAAGGUUGCUAUUAACUGUUGCUGUUUAUUGACAUUCUCCCCCGCCUGUAGCUCUCCCUCUCUCAAUGGCCUCGUGGCAUCACAACUUUGACAUGGUGUCUAUAUUUGUCUUCCAUCAUGUCAAGACUUGAGAUAUAAAUUUUGUAUUCAUAUUUUUAUUACACAAAAUUCGAAUAAAAUAUGCAUUUGUUUUA